UACACAUAACAACAAUGAUCGUGUUGUUAGUUGAUUGUGGUCACGGUGGUUCUACUUCUUAUUAAUAUUAUCUCUAAUGUAACACCUAUUACCACCAAAAACUUCAGCUGCCUACACGCUCUGGACGACAUGGUGUCGACAACUGUCCUACAUUACUGUGCACAAAGGAUGAAUAGACGCUGGCAAUGACGAACUGAAAAAAAUGGAGGAGUUUAGAAACACCUAUUUGCAGCUAUGCAAGGCACACAAUGUCGAUGCACAGGAUUGUGUGCUAGAUGCAAUGACGAGGUCCUCGGCUGUAAAUCAAAACAGUGGCAUUAUUUUGGAUCUGUCAACCAAUGGGCUCACAGCGGCUACGUGUCAAAUUCUAGGCAAAGUGCUUUCGUCGAGCCGGAAUAUACAGGGCCUGCACCUAAACGACUGCAUGCUACCUGAACCAGGAGUGGUGGCGAUCGCUCGCGGACUGAUGUCUACUGCCUCGCUGACAACGCUGUCUCUGAAGGGGAACAACAUUCGUGGUGCCGGUGCCGUGUCUCUCGCUGGACUCCUACGCACUAACAAACACCUGAAAACUUUGUUGCUGGAGUGGAACGUGUUGGGGAUCCUCGAUAACUCGUUCGCGACCUUCGCAGAAUCUCUCGGGGUCAAUGCUACGCUCGAGCGACUCGACCUUCGCAGCAACCAGCUGUCGCACGACUGCGCCGCCGAGCUAGCGUCUGCUCUCCGACGCAACACGAGUCUCCUCACGCUGGAUCUGCGAUGGAACAACGUCGGCAUCACCGGCGGACGCGCGCUGCUCGUUGCCAUGGAAACGAACAAGACUCUGACGAGGAUGGACGUUGCCGGCAACGGCAUCCCGGCGGAUGUCGUCGCCGCGUUGCAGACGCUCGUCGCCGCCAACGCCGACCGGCGCGCCCUGUCUGCUAGAGCGUCCCACGACCUGGAAGCAUUAGAGAAGGCGUGUGCGGAGAAGGUGGCGCGACUGGAGAGGUGCAGGGAGGGGCUGGAGGAGCAGCUCAGCGACAUGAGAAGCCAGUUUCACCAGGAGAAGGUCUCGCACGACGAACAGACGCAGGAGGUCCGGAUGAGGGUGCGCGCAGAGGAGAGCGAGAAGCAGCACCACCUGCUGGAGAGAAUCCGUCACCUGGAGCAGGCGAGGGUGGAGCUUGAGACUCACGCGGCGCAGCAGAUGGGCGUCGUAGAUCAGCUGCAGACUAAGAACAGCGCCAUCUCUCUGGAGAAGGAGGUGGCGCUGGAUGAGCGGCGCUCGAUCGUCGGAUCGCUGACGACGCAGCUGCACGCGACCGAGACGAGUCUCGUUGCCGCGGAAACCACCGCCGGCGACCUCUCCGCGAAGCUGAGGAAGCGGGAGGAGGAGGCGGUCGCCGCGGCGACGCAGCAUCGCGUCGAGGUCGCGGCGGCGCGGGAGGAGAGGGAGAAGCUGGAGGGAGAACUGCUGGCACGCGUCGCUGCGACGACAGAGAGGUGCGAGCGCGCAGAGAGGAAGCUGGAGGAGACGGGGAGGAGGUACGAGCUGGAGCGGGGGCAGGCGUGCGCGCUGAAGGAGGAGCUGGCGAGCGCGCAGGCCGAGAGGAAGCUGAAGGCGUGCGAGAUGCAGGAGAGACUCCAGCAGGAGAGGAGCCGGGGGAAGCAGACGCUGCAGGAGCAGGAGGAAUUACGGCAGAGAGAGGUAGCUAGAGAGGGGGAGGAGUUAGCUGGUAAGGACAAGGAGUGGCAGACGGAGGUGGGUCGUGUGAAGCUGACAGUGAAGGAGCAGAAGGCAAUGCUAGAGGACCAGGCAGGUCAGCUGAGACAGCUAGAGCAGCAGAAAUCUACUCUAGAGAAGAAACUAGCGGAUCAGGAGAGGAAGCACAGGGAGGACGUGGAGGAGAAGGACAACGCCGUGAACAGGCUGCAGGAGAAGCUGCGACGGGCGGAGGCGGAGAUGGGCGGGAUGAGGGAGGAGGAGGCACAGCGAGCCACCAUGCUGCAGAACGCUGUCCUCUCCUACGUCACCGCUGUCAAGUCACACCAGGCGAAAUAAGUCCCUCACUCUCUCACGCGUGCGCAGUACCAGGCGAAAUAAGUCCCUCACUCUCUC
Priapulus caudatus is the source of this 2101-nucleotide messenger RNA. Its product is annotated as leucine-rich repeat-containing protein 45-like. Bases 203 to 2044 code for a protein of 613 amino acids. The record is from RefSeq and is a predicted model, not a curated record. Gene Ontology annotation, cellular component: centrosome. Lineage: Eukaryota; Metazoa; Priapulida; Priapulimorpha; Priapulimorphida; Priapulidae. Gene Ontology annotation, molecular function: protein binding. The transcript is spliced from 11 exons.